This is a messenger RNA of Phytophthora nicotianae INRA-310, 895 nucleotides long. RefSeq lists its product as hypothetical. The transcript has a single exon. The record is from RefSeq and is a predicted model, not a curated record. The coding region runs from base 32 to 895 and encodes 287 amino acids. Lineage: Eukaryota; Oomycota; Peronosporomycetes; Peronosporales; Peronosporaceae.
CGCUUUGAGCCCCCAAGUCGACGCUCAUACAAUGGUCGCCUUACAGAAUUUGGCUGUCUUUGCUGUUGCCUCCACCCUCGCCGUAGGUGCCGAUGCCAGAAAACUCUCCUCUGGUGUUUGCUACGCCCCCUGGCAUCACUCGAAUGUCAACUGGGACGUACUCGCCGGCGAUAUGGCACAGGUGUCCCAGCACUUCUCCAGUAUCCGCACAUACCAAGCACAAUUCAACGGUGUGAACGCCAUCAGCAUCGCAGCAGCUGCCGGUCUUCACAUUGCCGUUGGUGUGCAGCUCACAGACCCUCGAUGGAUUGACUCUGAGAUCCAGGCAGUGUGCGACGGCUACGCUAAGAACUCGUGGGCUGUUGAAGCUGUUUACGUUGGUAACGAAGAUCUUAAGAACGGGAACUUUGGCACGUACACGGCCGACCAGAUCGCAGGCUACAUCCGUCGUGUGAAGAGCUGCGUGGGCAACACGCCUGUGGGAUCAGCUCAGCGCAUCAACGAGUGGCUUGGUGCUGACAGUGCAUGGGCGUUGGCUAACGCCUGCGAUGUCAUUGGUGUCAACAUUCACCCGUUCUUCACGCCGGGCUCGCAAUCGGCACUGAAGAAGCUGGAGGCUCAGUGGGACCAAAUGAUAUCGAAGUUCGGUGCCGCCAAGGUCCGCCUCACUGAAACGGGAUGGCCCUACGCCGGUGAAAGCUAUGCAGGCAACGUUCCGUCCAAGGGUGCUAUGACGCAGUUCUUCUACGACUACAUCUAUGGAUGGUGCCCCAGCAAGAGUCAGUCGUACUGGUUCAUGAUGUACGACACGACGGUGAGCUACACGGGUGCGGAGUACGAGAAACACUGGGGUCUCUUCGGAACGGACAAGUCGCAGCACAUUAACAUGCCAUGA